Molecule: messenger RNA, 8135 nt
Organism: Notothenia coriiceps (black rockcod)
Lineage: Eukaryota; Metazoa; Chordata; Actinopteri; Perciformes; Nototheniidae
Product: potassium/sodium hyperpolarization-activated cyclic nucleotide-gated channel 2-like
Exons: 8
Coding region: 269-3160 (963 amino acids)
Biological process (GO): sodium ion transmembrane transport; regulation of membrane depolarization; potassium ion transmembrane transport
Cellular component (GO): axon; HCN channel complex; membrane
Molecular function (GO): voltage-gated potassium channel activity
Source: RefSeq, a predicted model, not a curated record
GCCAGGAGGGGGAGCCGCGUCCUCGGGUUCCAGGAGAAACUCAAACAAGGAGCCCUGCCACACGCACACAGAGGAAGCUCCUGCCGCUCCACGGCCCACCUCUGCCUCCAGAGCUACGGCGACCCAGACACCCAAUCCGGGCGAUGCUGCCCAGCGCGGCGAGACCAGCAGAGCAUCUGGGGCGGGGGCGUCGGCGGCAGCGGUCGCGUUAGAGGUUUUGACCGCGGCAGCAAGUGAUGGUUGCAAAAGCGUCGCUGCAAAUUCCAGCAUGAAAUGCAACAAAAACGGAGAAUGCAGGAGGGACUCGGGUACCGGGAGCCUGCGCUCAAUCAUCUCCAAGCAGGAGAGGCAGACAGGAGGGUCGGGGAGGGCCGAGGACGGAGGGAGCGCCAAGCGAGGAGCCCGUAACUCGACCACCGCCAGCAUGGACGGCUCGAUCACACCAGGCGGGUCCAUGACCGGGGGGCACGGAGGAGACAGCGUCAACCCCGGCUCUACCCCGGUGACCAGCGGUUUGCCCGAGAAAAAAGACUCCAGGGUGUCCUUCUCUAACGCACCGAGCCGGAAAGCCUCGUCCUCGCUGCACGGCCCGACUCAGACCCAGACCCAGCAGCCGAGGAACUCUGUCACUUUCCAGAAGCUGGAGGAUGGACCCCCAAUCGUGCCGGCCGAGGACUCGGAGCCUCAGGACAGCCAAGCCAGCUUCAUGCAGCGGCAGUUUAGUAGUAUGCUGCAGCCUGGAGUUAACAAAUUCUCCUUACGCUUGUAUGGUAGUCAAAAAGCAGUGGAGAGAGAGCAGGAGAGGGUAAAAUCAGCUGGAAAUUGGAUUAUCCACCCUUACAGCGAUUUCAGGUUCUACUGGGAUUUCACAAUGCUGCUGUUUAUGGGGUGCAACCUGAUCAUCAUCCCCGUCGGCAUCACCUUCUUCAAGGACGAGACCACGACGCCCUGGAUCAUCUUCAACGUGGUCUCCGACACCUUCUUCCUCAUGGACCUGGUGCUAAACUUUCGCACUGGAAUCAUCAUUGAAGAUAAUUCAGACAUCAUUUUGGACCCUGAAACCAUUAAGAAAAAGUACUUAAAAACGUGGUUCAUUGUAGACUUUGUGUCCUCCAUCCCAGUGGAUUACAUAUUCCUCAUAGUGGAGAAAGGGAUCGACGCAGAGGUGUACAAGACUGCUCGGGCCCUGAGGAUCGUCCGCUUUACCAAGAUCCUAAGUCUUCUGAGGCUGUUGAGGCUCUCUAGAUUAAUACGCUACAUUCACCAAUGGGAAGAGAUCUUCCACAUGACCUAUGACCUGGCUAGUGCGGUGAUGCGGAUCUUUAACCUGAUUGGUAUGAUGCUGCUGUUGUGUCACUGGGACGGUUGCCUACAGUUCUUGGUCCCCAUGCUGCAGGACUUCCCCUCAGACUGCUGGGUGUCCCUCAACAAGAUGGAGAAUGAUACCUGGUCAGAGCUGUAUUCCUUCGCUGUGUUCAAGGCAAUGAGCCACAUGCUGUGCAUCGGUUAUGGCCGUCAGGCCCCGGAGAGUCUCUCAGAUAUCUGGCUCACCAUGCUGAGUAUGAUUGUAGGAGCUACUUGCUAUGCAGUUUUCAUUGGCCAUGCAACAGCUCUUAUCCAGUCCCUGGACUCCUCCAGGCGGCAGUACCAGGAAAAGUACAAACAAGUGGAGCAGUACAUGUCCUUCCAUAAGCUGCCGUCCGACUUCCGACAGAAAAUCCAUGACUACUACGAGCACAGAUACCAGGGCAAGAUGUUUGAUGAGGAGAGCAUUUUGGGAGAACUCAGUGAGCCCCUCAGAGAGGAAAUUGUUAACUUCAACUGUCGCAAGCUGGUGGCGACAAUGCCGCUAUUUGCCAACGCAGAGCCCUACUUUGUGACGGCCAUGUUGACCAAGCUGCGUUUUGAGGUAUUCCAGCCGCAUGAUUACAUAAUAAGGGAAGGCACCAUUGGGAAAAAGAUGUACUUCAUUCAGCACGGAGUCUGCAGCGUCAUCACCAAGGGCACCCUGGCAAUGAAACUCUCUGAUGGCUCUUACUUUGGAGAGAUCUGUUUAUUGACGAGAGGUCGGCGAACGGCCAGUGUGCGAGCAGAGACUUACUGUCGACUCUACUCUCUGUCUGUGGACCACUUCAAUGAGGUGCUGGAAGAAUAUCCCAUGAUGAGACGCGCCUUUGAGACUGUUGCCAUUGACCGUCUAGACCGAAUAGGUAAGAAUAACUCCACCCUGCUGCACAAGGUUCAGCAUGAUCUCAACACUGGUGCCUUGAACAACCAGGAGAACGAGAUGAUCCAGGAGAUCAUCAAGUAUGACCGUGAGAUGGUGAAGCGCGUGGACCUGCAGCGGCCGCGGGCCAUGUCCAUGACUCCCUCCAUCGGCGGUAUCUUUGCCCCCCCCGGCCAGCCUCAGUCAGGCUCUGCCAUCGCCACUCUCCAGCAGGCUGUGGCCAUGAGCUUUUGUCCUCAGAUGGCGAGUCCCCUGGUGGGUCCAUCAACUCUGCAGUCUCCUCGCAUGGUGCGGAGGUUUCAUGUGAUGCAGAGCCUGGCCAGCCCAGUCGCCAUGUCCCCUCUUCAAUCUCAACCCCCUCAGACGCUCGGAGGGGCGUUUGGAUCUGCCAUCUCCAGCCCGCCUGUCCAAAGCCCGCUCGCGGCUUCAGGACGGACUUUCCAGUACAUGGCGAGUGCGGGACCCUCUGGCUCCCAGUUGUCCCUGGUACAGCACCAUGCACCCAGCCCCACUCAUAUCCAGCAGAGGCCUGCCUCACACAAGAGCACCUACUCCCUUCAUGCAAGUAGCUUGAGCCAGGAUACCCGGGCCAGGUCUGCCUCCCAGCUCUCCCUCCCCCAAGAGAAGACAUCACCAGCUGCCUCUGCAGUCCCCAGCCCUCCACAGUCCACCCGCACCUCUAACAACUCCAUUGGUCCCCCUCAGGCCCCUAACCCCAACCUGCCAGGGCCCUCAGGGGUAGGAAGGUCGGCAGCAGCUCAACCGAGGGUGGCGUUUGCCUCCACAGCCCCUCCUGGUGGACCUGCUGGAAUGGGGGCAGUAGCAGCAGCUGCUGGAUCAGGACCUCCAGACUCUGGAGUUCCUAAGAAAGAUUCAAUUGUCAGCCUUCCAGAGCUAGACCCUGCCAGAUCCCGGCUGUCUUCCAACUUGUGACCCUGGUAGGGUUCAGGAAAGAGGCCUUUUUUGUAGGAGAAUCUGUUUGUUUUAGGUCAGUCCAGCUGAUCUGUCAGCCUGCUGAAUGACCACUCAGCUAGCGCCAGCGCCAGCCGUCAUUCGACCAGGAUGCACUGUGUGCUGGCGUCAGCAGAAGGAAAAGAGCAACUCAAAGCCUUGAGACACUUUGGCUAGGAGGAGUCUAUACAAUUAAACUAGUAUAACUUAAGGUGGAACUGGUCUAGAUUACUGUGCCAGCACCUUUAGUCUUAGUAUCAUCCCUUACACUGCUUCCAAACACCUACUGUAUAUCGCUGUCUUUACUGUAAAGAUAUGAAGAAAAGUAUGAUUCAUGUAACUAUUGCAUACUGUGUAGAAUCCAUGCAAUGCAAUCUAGCAGGAGCUGGACUUAAAAAUGAAAAUCAGGGACUUGAAGUCAAAUGACAAUGACAUUUUAAGCGUUCAAAAGUGUUUUGAGUGUAAUUUUUCUGUAUAAGCUGUCGUAGCAAAAGAACACAUUGCUCUUCAUAUUGUUUAAAAUUGUAGUGAAAAUAGUGUUUUAGACCGCUGGUCGAUCUUACAUCGAUGUGUAAAUAGUUGUUGAAAAAAGUAAGGAGGGAUAUUAUAUUAAUUGUAUCUACCCAAACCAAAGUUGAGCUUGAACACAAAGUCUGGUUGUGUCUGUAUCAACUAAAAAAGGAACAUAGAAGAAAUGCCAUUUAUUUAACUGCCUUGAUUCAACGUUAGAAGCCAUAUAUUUGGUUUGUGUGUAUGUAUAUAUGUUGGUGUAAGUUUGUGCGCGUGAGUUUGUUGGUACGUUUUGGUUCUAUUUUCAGAGAAUGGACUCACACACUACACUUUGUCAAGCGCAAUUGUUUUGACAUGCUGACGGUGGCACUGACCUAUUUCCAUGAAACAUCUGGGAGGCGGUCAGCCGUUUGGUCAGCGCACUGAUUGUAACCCUGAAUGCAAAGGUGGUUAAAUAAUCUGAGCUUUAUCGAAGGUAACAUUUGUGAACAACCCAUACUGUAUACUUGCUUGUUUUUGUCUAGGUUUAUUGAUUAACACAUGCAAUAUAAUUCUGCAAUACUCUACCCCGCCUAUAUAUAAAUAUAUAUGAAUAUAAAUAUCAAUACAUAUGCUGUACAGGAACAAUUUCCUUUGUUUUCUUUUUAAUGUGAACUCUUAAAGAAUCCAGCAGUUAUUGUGGCUUCACUUGAAGUAUUGUAAUCCAGUGACCAUGUUGUUACCUUAACCAAAAAUGUUUGAAGGGAAUGAGAGGACGUGCAGUUUCAUUUUUGUAUAGACUGGGCAAACUGCCCAAAACUGGUUUAGAGUCACAGGAGGAAUCCUCAAAAAUGUCACUUUAAUCUCAUUUGAAGAUAUUAAAUUGUAAGAUGACUGGGGGUGGGCAAACUCCCACGAAUGUCACAACAAUUCGAUCUUAAACAAACCUAUUGCUCAAAUUACAGGAUUGCGUUGAGGCUUGGUUUGAUUUGUUCAAAAUAUUCUGAUCCUGUUGAACCUAAAAGCCUCCUCUCGCUGAAUGUAUGCCAUAAGAGAAGGAAGACAGCUAAUCAGAUAUAAACUGCCAUGUAAAUAAAGGGAAAUACAUCUAAAGAGGCUUUUAUGAUGCCAAGGGGUUGUGGGCAUUGCUGUAUGUGCUGCUGAGUGUCUUGGCAAUCUUUUUUGGGUUUGAUGAUGCUUCUAUGGGUAGAAAGUUGUUGUAUUUAACCUGUAUGUUACCCCCCCUCACACACCCAAUCAAAUCCCCACAUCUACCAUAAGAAUAUCAAUUGUUUUUCAUUUAUUGAGGUGGACGUGAACGAGAGCGAGUUGUAACCACUUUGAACUCCUCGGUCCAGAACGAGCACUGAGGACAUGCAGUUAAGCACCUGAUGUUGCACUUCAACCUUGUAAUCAAAAUGAAAAUCGAUUGCUCUAUUCUUUUUAAACGGGUGCAGUACUUCCCCAGGACCCAUUAUCUGGUUAAACUGUAAAGGACGAAAAGUGAAUCUAAUUGGGAAAGAAAACAGGCAGCUGUAUCAAUGUGCUAAACAAACAUUGUGUUCAACUUUUUCAGCUCCGAGCAUCGAGCCCUAGCCAAACUGUGAAAUCAAUGCAAUGGACAUUUCACUCAGGUUGGCUACCUUUCCAGAGGGAUGUAUUGAUCGCCGCAGCAUGGCUCUCUAUUGAUUUAUGUAGACUUAUCCAUCCUCCCAUAAUCAACUUGUUGAUUUAACCGUGCCGAAAGAUUCCCCUUGAAUUUUGAUUGGCGGAGAAACACAUAGGUCUAUUGAAUGGAGACAGAUAGUUAUUAACAAAACUCGCUGCCGUCUAGUUUGAUCCCUUGAGAGCUAUUUAAAUCUUUAGACAAGGUAUAAGUGAUUGUUUUUAUCCAAGGGCUUUAUAAGAUUGCUUGUAAACCCUGGAUCAUUGUCAUUAUGGAGCAUCUACAUUUCCACUUUCCAUUUGAUCAGUAACAUGCACUAAACCUGGUUCAUUGCCAUUCUUGGGUCACAGUGCUGAAGCCCGACCCAUCAGCAAAGCGGGAACUAUGUAUUUAUUUUUUCCUAUGGGAAAGGUUCAUGCCAAAAUGCCAAUAAGAUUGUGAAUGAAUCACGUCCAUUUGAGUCAAUAGCUGUUGUGUGCUUCAAUACUGUUCCAGUGCAAUCAAUUGGUCCUCUUCCCUGUUCCUUUGUGCUAAUACCAGAGUUUGCCCUAUUAAGCUGCUAUCAGGACUGUGCUGAUAUGAUGUGAAUGAGUCCACAGGCAGUGAGAGCAAGAUGGGAGGAGAGUUAAAGAGCUAAUGUUUCAGGCAAUAUCAGGCACCGUCUCUGUUUCAUUGCGUCCAUCCAGUAAGAUACUGUAGUGUGUAAUUCACUCCCACUCAAAGGACGGCAUCCCAGACUCACUUUGAUCAGUACCACUCAGUUUCAACCCGCAGCCAUGAGGCUGAUACAGCCCGGGCCAAGCACAUACUUCUGUCAGUUAUCUGUUUUGUGUCUGUGUCACAAGCGUGUUCAGUCAGUCUGCUUCCAGCCACCGUCAAUGUGUGUGUGUGAUAUAGCGCUGUAUCUGCCUGAUGACGGGGGGGGGGUUCAAAGUGCGAUUGUUUUAAUGGCUCUUCUACUGGACCUUGCUGUGAAGUGGGAUUGAAAUCCCUCAUACAUGUUUGACACUGACUGACAAUUAUUGAGAGUAUCUAAGUUUCAAACCUCUCAUUCUUGCUGUACCAGAUAUUAAGGGUACUGAAUGCCUUGGUGUUGAUAUGUUAGCAAAUCAGGGUAUUCUUUUUGUUGUACUGUAUUUGAUUUAUCGGUAAAUUUGGUUUUAUUGUUGUUUUUGAAAUACCUUGUGCCUAGUAUAUCUAGUUUCCACAUAGUCUAUUUUUGUGGUAUGUAUUUGCCUGUAAAAAUGCAAAUAUCUGUUUUUAUUUUCAACUUGCAAUAUAUGUAAAAAAAAACAAAAAAAACAACAUUAGAUGCAGACUAGUAUUCCUGAAUUUAAAUGACAAUGUCAGUAUAUAUAAUUUUCCCUGAUUUGGGAAACACAAAAUUGCACAUUUUUGUUGGUUUGAGCCUUCCAACACCAUGCGCGCUGUACUCUGUACAUUCAUGUUCUGUACAUAUGGUAUACACACAGAUGUGGGGCACAUUGUCGUGUUUACCGCAACCUGCUGUAUAAGAAACAUUUUCUACAGUGAGAGGGUGAGCUCUGACAGGCUUCUGGUGGAUAUCGGCAGUCUGGACGUUAGCUUAGACGACCUUCGUAGUGCAAAGAAAAGAACAAAUUAAACUGUGGAGACGACUGCACAAUAUAAAUACAGGAAUAAAACUAGACUGUGCACAUGCUGGAACAUCUUUCCCAAACCAUAGUGUUGCACAGGUUGUUGAACUAUAUGCUAGUUGAACAUGGAUCUGGUUUGCCAUUAAAAAAAUAAAAGAUCUCUCUAAGGCUGAAUUUGGCUCACGAGCCACAGCAGUCACAAGCUCGACGCCAGGGUUGAGUUACCUUGUCAGAUAACAGCUGAGUGCAUGCUUGUAUUUGUAUUAUCUACGCAGAGUUCUGUGUACGAUUCUUAGUGGGACCUUCUACCUAGACAUUGUUGUGAACCAACUACUUUACAAUGAUUUUAUUUAGUCUAACAGUUAAACCUUUGUGUCGUAGCUACUGUAGCCUAUGCUUACCUAAGCCUUCUCUCUGCUUCAGGACUCUGUGUAUUGUGUGCUUGAGUUUGUGUGUGUGUGUGUGUGUUCCUGUGCCUUUCCUUCUAUAAUGUUGGUCCCACUUGAGAAUAUGAUGCCAUUUAGGGGUUUAAAACCCAUGUGAAGCUGAGAGAGACGCCAGCACAAGCUGGAAAGUGUUACAUGGUAACGACACACUAAAAAAAAACACUGUAAUGCUCCUAGAAAAGACUCCAGCACAUCCCUAGACUUAGUAGCAUUCCACAGCCUGCCCGAGCAGCUCAGUGUGGGCAUCCAUACACACUUUACCAGCACCAUGUAGACAACAGCACAGAUAUCUGACAAAGCGCAUGUCUCUCUUUCUCUCUGGAGGCCAAUCUGCAACAGUCUCAGGCUGUGCUCUGCUUCUGCUCUUAACAAAAAGUUUUAAGUAUUUCAGAACUCAAGCUCUGUCUAAGUUGAUGUCUACAGUCCAGGGACAAAUCAGCCCCCAGCCCGGGCGGCAGCACUUCCAAAUCGAUCUCAAAGGAUCAGGGGGAUACUUGUGAUGCUGCCGAUAUUUGUCGCCGUCCAGUCCUUUCAGACUGGCACAGCUGGUGGUGAUGGGAACGGGGGGGCUGAUUUGGGCCUGCGUCCAAAAGGCUGUCUUGUCCACCACCUCUGCUGGCCUAGAACACAGAGCCACACCCUGGUCUCUCUCAAUAAGCUGGUCUGUCAGUCAGUGGCAAUGUUGUUUAAGCGUUCGUAAAAAGACGAUACAUUGUUGUGCAAUAAAAAGAUGAGCUCAU